CGCGUACGCAAUCCUUAACGGCUAAGUCGCUGACGAUGGGUUCGUCAAUGCUGCCUCUUUAUUGAGGCGACUGCGGAGAAGGCACCUUCACUGCACCGGCGACCGUAAGGGUACGGAAUUGACACGAGCGUACCUCAAGAACUGCUGGCAAAUCAUCAUCAAUGGCACCCUCGCUGCGCGCCCUCGUGUCAUACGCCAGCAGCUUGGUUUCGCGCCUCCCCUUCUUCAACAGCAACGACGUACGCGAUGUCUCACCCUACGAACCCCUCAGCGCCGCACCCUUCUGUCCUUUCGACGGGCCCAUGAGUUGCCACAACGACACACCCGUCACCGGCGAUUCGUGCUGUUUCGUGUACCCCAGCGGACGGAUGCUGCUCGCCCAGCGAUGGGAUCAAGACAUCCACGUACAUGGCGCGGAGGAGGACUGGACGUUGCGCGGGCUUUGGGCCGAUCUCUGUGACGGCAGCAAGGCACACCACUGCAGCCUAACCCCGAAAUACACCAACAUCACGGCCAUCCUCCGUCACUACGGCCAAGGCGAGCUGCUGGAGUUCAUGAACCGGUACUGGUUCGCCGCAUCCGGCCCCAACGCCGACCUCUGGACAUCCGAGUUCAACAAGCACGGCACGUGCAUCAACACGCUCUCACCCGCGUGCUACGGUCCCUCGCAUCGCCCGGGGAUCGAGGUGAUCGACUACUUCGUGCGCGCAGCGGCUCUCUUCCGCAUGCUCGACACGUACCGCGCGUUACAGCAAGUCGGGAUCGUGCCGGACGCGGGCAGGCAGUACGCGUUGGCCGACGUGCGGAAGGCCUUGGAACGGUUCAGUGGUGGCAGGGUCGUUCUGAGAUGUAGCAGCGCCGCGGGGGACGACGAGGACGUAAGCCAACAGGCAAAGGGGGAUGAUGUACUGCGUGAAGUGCGGUACGUCUUCUUCAUCACGGGAAGUUUGCAGACCGGCCAGUUUGUGCCGGCGCAGGAACUGGGAUUAGGGCCGGACGGGAACGCGGGAAAUUGCGCGCCGCGGGUGAGGUAUCUGCCUAAGAGGCGGAUGCUGGAGUUGUAAGGGGGCUUAUGGAAUGUCAUGGCUGGGCCAGUUAUGCUCGAUGGUGGGGACGUCUCUGGCGUUCACGGUGCUGCUCAUCGGGUCCAUAUGAUGCCUGCUUUGUAGACGUGCUGCGUCU
This is a messenger RNA of Chaetomium strumarium, 1182 nucleotides long. Its product is annotated as ribonuclease T2-like protein. Lineage: Eukaryota; Fungi; Ascomycota; Sordariomycetes; Sordariales; Chaetomiaceae. Bases 162 to 1064 code for a protein of 300 amino acids. The record is from RefSeq and is a predicted model, not a curated record. The transcript has 3 exons. Gene Ontology annotation, biological process: RNA catabolic process. Gene Ontology annotation, cellular component: extracellular region. Gene Ontology annotation, molecular function: RNA binding; ribonuclease T2 activity.